Molecule: messenger RNA, 4680 nt
Organism: Echinops telfairi (small Madagascar hedgehog)
Lineage: Eukaryota; Metazoa; Chordata; Mammalia; Afrosoricida; Tenrecidae
Gene: FAM193A
Product: family with sequence similarity 193 member A
Exons: 20
Coding region: 448-4212 (1254 amino acids)
Source: RefSeq, a predicted model, not a curated record
AACCACAGAACGCCACCCUACCCCGCGGGGGACUACUGUCUCCUGUGCAGAAGCGAGCGCAAGGACCCGGCCUUCUCAGAGAGCGGCGGCCUCAAGGUCUCGAGCAAGCUGGCCCUCUCAGCAGCGGCCUCCAAGGGCAACAAGGUGCUGCACCUGCCGCUGUGGGUGUGCCCCGACUGCCGGCGGACAGUGGAGAAGGAGGAGCGGCAGGAGCAGAGUGCUAGCCGAGAUUUCCUCCUGCACAAUGCCCUGGGAGCCCCGCAGACGGAGACAGGCAGCAGACUGGCCGUGGGCGCCCCCACGCUUCCCCCAGCAGGGGGACUGGGCACCUCCACCGCUGCUGAUGCCGCCUGCGCAUGUGAGGCCUGCAGCGAGCGCAGGGACAUUUCGGCAGAGACGGACCGAGAGUCCCAGCAGCUACAGAAUUACUGGUCAGAAGUACGCUACAUGGUGCGCUGCGUGUACCGCCAGGCUGGGACCCCGCUGGCGGAGGACCAGGACCAGUCUCUCGUCCCUGACCGAGAGGGCAUGAAGGAGCUGGUGGACAGGCUCUGCGAGAGGGACCCCUACCAGCUGUACCAGCGACUGGAGCAGCAGGCCCGAGAAUACGUGCUGGAGAUGAAGGUGCGGCUCCUGCGACAGCUGUCAGCUGCGGCCAAGGUGAAGGCCCCCUCGGCCAUCCAGGGCCCGCCCCAAGCGCACCAAUUCAUCUCACUGCUGCUGGAGGAGUACGGCGCGCUCUGCCAGGCGGCACGCACCAUCAGCUCCUUCUUGGGCACGCUGGAAAAUGAGCACUUGAAAAAGUUCCAGGUGACGUGGGAGCUGCAUAAUAAGCACCUGUUUGAGAAUCUCGUCUUUUCUGAGCCACUUCUCCAGAGCAACCUGCCGACACUGGUGUCCCAGAUCAGGCUGGGCACCACCACGCACGACACCUGCAACGAGGACACAUACAGCACCUUGCUGCAGCGCUACCGCCGCUCGGAGGAGGAGCUGCGCCGCGUGGCCGAGGAGUGGCUGGAGUGCCAGAGGAGGAUCGACGACUAUGUGGAUGAGCAGAUGACGAUGAGAACCAAACAGCGCAUGCUCACCGAAGACUGGGAGCUCUUCAAGCAGCGGCGGUUCACCGAGGAGCAGUUACCCAGCAAGAGGGCGGUCGCUGGUGAGAACCACUUCACAGACACCAUGAGGCACAUGCUGUCAUCGAGGCUGGCCCUGCCCGACUGCCCCAACUGCAACUACAGGAGGAGGUGUGCUUGUGACGACUGCAGCCUGUCCCACAUCCUCACCUGUGGCAUCAUGGAGCCCCCAGUCGCUGACGAUCUCCACGUCCACCAACUGCCCCUCCAGAUGGGCUCUGCUCCCGACUACCUCUCGGAGAUGCGCCCACCCAGCGUGUCCUCGGCCAGCUCAGGCUCGGGCUCCAGCUCCCCCAUGACGGUUCAGCAGCACCCCAGGCUCACGCUCGUGGACAACGGCGCCGCUCCAACUUUUUGCAGUGAUGAGGAAGAUGGCACGCCGCUGUCAGCUAGAUUUGCUGGCAUCUACCCGUUGAGCAAUUAUAAUGACGCCGAAGUGGUGGCCAGCAUGAACGGAAUCCACAGUGAGCUGAACGGUGGCGGUGGGGAGCACAUGGCCCUGAAAGAGGAGUCCCCCCAGGUCAGCAGCACCAGCAGCAGCUCUUCAGAAGCCGACGAUGACGAGGCAGACGGCGAGAGUAGUGGGGAGCCUCCAGGACCCCCGAAGGAAGAGGUUGCGCUGGGAAAUGGGAGCCUCGGGCCGGAAGAGAGCAAAGUGGACAGCCCACCCCCAUCCUACCCGGCCCAGCAGGCGGAGCCAGCUCAGAACACGUGUGAGUGCCACGUCUGUAAGCAAGAAGCCUCCGGGCUGACUGCAUUGGCAACGCCCGCGGGCGCUCUUCCUCCCGGCCACCAGUUCCUGAGCCCUGAGAAGCCCACCCAUCCUGCCCUGCACCUCUACCCCCACAUCCAUGGACACGUGCCUCUGCACACCAUCCCACACCUGCCUCGCCCUCUUAUCCACCCCACCUUGUAUGCUGCGCCCCCCUUCACACACAGUAAGGCUUUACCGCCAGCACCUGUUCAGAAUCACACAAAUAAGCAUCAGGUAUUCAAUGCAUCUCUUCAAGACCAUAUUUACCCGAGCUGUUUUGGGAACACUCCAGAGUGGAAUAGUUCUAAAUUUAUAAGUCUCUGGGGAUCAGAAGUGAUGAAUGAUAAGAACUGGAACCCUGGCACUUUCUUGCCAGAUACAAUUUCUGGGGGCGACCUGCUAGGGCCUGCGCUCUCAGAGACCAGACCAGAAGCCCUCCCACCGCCGGCCAGUAAUGACACACCCACGGUCGCGGAUGGCAAGGAGAAAAAAAACGUGAAAAAGAAAUGCUUGUACAAUUUCCAAGAGGCCUUCAUGGAAGCCAACAAAGUGGUUAUGGCCACCUCGUCGGCCACGUCCUCCGUCUCCUGCACAGCCACCACCGUGCAGUCCAGCAACAGCCAGUUCAAGGUGUCAUCCAAGAGGCCGCCAUCCAUAGGCGAGGUCUUCCAUGGCCUUCCCAAGGAGGACCACAGGCCCCCGGGCCCGGCCGCGCCUCGAAGCAGCCCCACGGGGCUUACGCCGCUGCCCCCCCUCUCCCCUGCCGGCCUCUCGGCCUCCUCACCCCACCUGGCAAAUCUCACGGCCCCCUCAUUCCCCAAGACCGCUACCCCAGCUCCGGGCUUUGUGGACACAAGGAAGAGUUUCUGCCCGGCCCCUGUGGCGCCCCCGCCUCCCACCACCGAUGGCUCUCUUAGCGCGCCCCCCAGUGUGUGCAGUGACCCUGACUGCGAGGGGCACCGCUGUGAGAACGGGGUCUAUGACCCGCAGCAGGAUGACGGGGACGAGAGUGGGGACGAGGACAGCUGCUCUGAGCACAGCUCCAGCACCUCGACCUCCACCAACCAGAAGGAGGGCAAGUACUGUGACUGCUGCUACUGCGAGUUCUUCGGACACGGAGGGCCUCCGGCGGCUCCAACAAGCAGGAAUUACGCAGAAAUGAGGGAAAAGCUUCGUCUACGCCUGACCAAGAGGAAAGAGGAGCAACCGAAGAAGGCAGACGCGGCCUCGGAACGGGAGAGUGUGGUCGACCACCGCAAGGUGGAGGACUUGCUGCAGUUUAUAAACAGCUCCGAGAGCCGACCCGCCAGCAGCUCGCGGGCCGCCAAGCGAGCGCGACACAAGCAAAGAAAGCUGGAGGAGAAAGCCCGACUGGAGGCCGAGGCCCGCGAGCGGGAGCACCUGCAGGUCCUGGAGGAGCAGCGGCGGCGGCAGCAGGAGGAGGAGGAACGGCUCAAGGAGGAGCUGCAGCGGCUGCGGGCCGUGAAGAAAAAGAAGAAGGAGCGGCCCAGUAAAGACUGCCCCAAGCUGGACCUGCUGGCAGGCAACUGUCAGGGCACCCCCGCACCUGUGCUGACCUCAGACCGCCUCCCCAACGGCUCCCUGGAGCCCCUGGAAGACCCGGAAACCUCCCUGGGCUCCCUGCCCAGACAUGUGAACCAGCGUGCGGAGCCCCGGCCUGGGCUGGACGCAGGCGCCGGGGACGCCCAGCUCAUGCCCCGCAGGGAGGUGAACGGCAAGCCCCAGGAGCCUCUGGCCUUCCUCUUUGACGUCCUGCGCGACCACAAGGAGGCGGGCGGCCGGACCAAGCUCAGGCCUGCCACCGGCAAGAAGUCCGGGGAGUGUCCCCGCGUCACCCCCACCCCCGAGCCUGCACCCAGAGCCAGACCGAAAGCCACUGACCUCACAGCCCUGGCGGAGCCGAAGCGAGAGGAGAGGAAAGUCAGCGGCGGCAGCAGCAAAAAGCAGCUGAACCACAUGAAGGACGACAAGCCCACGGCGGGCCCCGCCCAGCCACCCUCGCCCACCCACUCCCCCAGCGAGUGCCCGCAGGACAGCAAGCCAGGCCUGGCUGAGUCUCCUCAGCCCAAGGGCAAGAGCAAGAAGAGCAAGAAGAAGAAAGGAGAGCGAGUCAGCAAUUCAAUUGACGAUGUCUUCCUGCCCAAAGAUAUCGACCUGGACAGUGUGGACAUGGAUGAGACUGAGAGGGAGGUGGAGCACUUCAAAAGAUUCUGCCUGGACUCCGCGCGGCAGACGCGACAAAGACUGUCCAUCAACUGGUCCAACUUCAGCCUGAAGAAAGCCACGUUUGCUGCCCACUGAAAGAGCUGUAGCUGUGUGCCUGUAGUCUGAGUGCGCUGUGACUGUGGCUCUGCCGGAGCUCCCCGCCAGCGCCUCGGCCGGCCACGAGCUCGGCCCGCUGGACCCGGCCGGGCGAGUGCAGCCGCCCGAGUGGCCACGUUGCCUCUCCAUCUUGCCGUCCCGCCCCCCCCCUCCCGUGGGCGGGGCCGGUGGUCCCGCGUCUCCCGCACUCGUCCCGCUCGUCUGAGAGUGUCCACGUCCCGCUAUUUGUGUUUGACCCUGACUUGUAGCUGGCUCGUGUAGGACCCUUGCCGAAUGAGAAGGUUGGCACUGAGCUGCUCACCCAGUACUCACACGCCGUCAAGUCUGUUCAAGAGCGUACAACUGUAUUAACACGAGGCCUGCCGGGCUCCUUCUUUAACAUAUUGUUAAGUAAUAUUAAAAUCAUGUCUUUCUUUUUGAAAGAUGGAAUACAUUAGUACGGCAGAA